Rotaria sp. Silwood2 is the source of this 1359-nucleotide messenger RNA. Lineage: Eukaryota; Metazoa; Rotifera; Eurotatoria; Philodinida; Philodinidae. The record is from the annotation of a GenBank genome assembly.
AUGCCUUUCGCUUAUUCUAAGUUCCACUUUAUUUAUUUACCUGAUCGAUUAGUUGAUGGUUUUCUCUCAUUCGUAAAGCCUAAUUUUAUUUGUUUCAAUCCGAAAGAAUGUCCUGUAUUCACCAAAUCAGCCGUAGAUAUCGUACUAAACAAUGGACUCACUUGUUGUCCUUCUAGUGAACUAACUAACAAAUCAUCAUUUAUUAUCAACAAAGUCGGUGCUGCUGUUGAAAAACUGUUUGUUCGUUGCACAACGACUGGUAUAGAAGAAUCAUGUUCACAUCGAUCACUUUUUCAUUGUCCAGUUUCAAUGAAAUGUAUUUCAAAACAUCGCCUUCUUGAUGGUAUUUCUGAUUGUUAUUUUGGUGAAGACGAAUCAUUUCCUACUUGUCAAUUGAACGAUUCACAAGGAUUUAUUUGUGAAUCUGAAAGAAACAAAUGCUUAUCGCCAAUAGCACUAAACAAUGGUAACAAUGAUUGUAAAGGUAAAGAGGAUGAAAUCAUUGAAAAUGGACUCACUAUUUUAAAAGAAAACAUUCCGUUUGGUCUAUUAUGUGAUAACCAAAACCAUCCGUUAUUAGUGGAAUCGAAUGAAACCGAUGAAACGAAUUGUGAGCAUUGGCCAUGUAAUAACCCUUAUGUUCGAUGUAAUAGUUUUCGAAAUUGUGCCAAUGGUACCGAUGGACUUAAUUGUCCAAAACUAAAAUGUCAAUCCAAUGACGUUCAAUGUCCCAAAACGUUGUUGACGAACAUGUUUUGUAUUCCAUUAAUGAUUUUAAUGAGAAAGUAUUUAAAUUGUGAAGUUAUUUACACUGAACAUGACAAAUCUUCAAAUACUACGAUUAAUAAAAAUACCAUAGAGUGUUUUUCACAUGAUACUCAAUGUACUUCUUCAGGAGAAAUGUGUUACUACUUAAGAGUACAACAAAAAUCUAUUGGAGCGUGUUUCAUUUUCAAUGAAUAUUUCUGCCAAGCACAAAGGCCAUAUUGGGCACCUUUAAUUAAAGGAAAUAUUUGCCCUUUUUUACGACAAGUUUUACGUAGAAAAGAAUUAGAAAAGUCUUUUUUAAUAUCAUCGCAAUUGGGAAAGUUUCCAGAAAAUUCAACUAUAUUAUCUCAUAGAGAUAACUUCAAAAUUAAAAAAGAAACAGUUAUUACGCCACAAAAUAAUACAAAAGAAAGUUGGUAUUGUAAUCGAGGAGUUUUCGUUUAUUUUAAUGAUAACAAAACAAAAAAAUGUUUAUGUCCACCUAGUUACUUCGAUGAACGAUGUCAAUGGCAAAAUCAACGAGUUAGUUUAACAGUUCAGUUGGUACGUCGUGCUCAUACUUAUACUAUCGCAGCUUUUCAGAUACAGUGA